Haliotis rubra (blacklip abalone) is the source of this 371-nucleotide messenger RNA. RefSeq lists its product as uncharacterized. The transcript has 4 exons. The annotation marks the transcript as partial. The record is from RefSeq and is a predicted model, not a curated record. NCBI's taxonomy places the organism in Eukaryota, Metazoa, Mollusca, Gastropoda, Lepetellida, Haliotidae.
ACGUGAUGCACUCAAAAUUCUAAUAAAUCUUUCAUAUAUACAUUUAUUAUGAAAUGUCGUAACGUGUUUAGACACAACUCCAAUAAUGGUUUACGGCAUCUAACUUCCGGUUGCAGCAGACGACGAAAACAAGACUCAUUUCAGACGCUUGGGAAUAAACAGCCAGAAUUAGUAGUCAUGAACAACAGGGCAAGAGGAAGGGGAAAGAAAAGAAAAUGUCCCUCAAAAGGGCAGGAAAGUAAGUACUCACAGGAGGAGGUUGUAACCAACAAUGAAGAAUUCAAGCAGACGGAUUCUCAGAUCAGGGUUGUCCCUUCGUUUAUCAAGAAGAAAAAAGUAGCUAUCCCUGCACAUGAAAGAAUACAUGAACA